This is a messenger RNA of Vollenhovia emeryi, 750 nucleotides long. RefSeq lists its product as uncharacterized. The record is from RefSeq and is a predicted model, not a curated record. The coding region runs from base 136 to 453 and encodes 105 amino acids. The transcript is spliced from 3 exons. Lineage: Eukaryota; Metazoa; Arthropoda; Insecta; Hymenoptera; Formicidae.
UAUAUCUCGUUAUAUCAAUCUUGUUAAGUGAGCAAUGCAUAUGCUUACGCCGCCGGAAAGUUUUCGACGAAUUGCGAGCUGCGGCGGGGGCGUACAAUACCCACUGGGCAUUACACGUUCUUUUUAUGCAUAUAUAUGCAUAUCGUAUGCGCACGCGGGCGGAUGGAUGCGGAACGGAACGUUGGCCACCGGUCACGAGAGACCGGAUACAAACACCUGCUCGUCACGAUCGGCCUUUACGGCCUGAGUACUGGUGUCACUACGAACGUUUAUGGCCCGGUCCGCGCUAACGACGUCCAAUUAGGUACUAACAAAGCCGAACAUUGUUAUAGCUUACGCGUAUAUAUGGCAGUAUCGAGCGCAGCCGUGACAGGAAGGUUUAUUGACCGACACUGGGACGUCUCUGUUGCUCUCGUGCGGUUGUUUAUGAGCGACGUAAGAAGUUUCAGAUAGUCCGCUAAAACACGAGGAACCUCAUCCAGCUUUUGAAAAGCACUCACUUCCUGAGCAACCAAUCUUAUCUGAUGCCAAGAGCUGAUUGAUAUCUUGAUAUAGCCUGAAGAGGGGUGGUUCGAGUCUCAUCCGCCAUAAACCACCCCCAUCGGCUUUAUGAACUGCGCAUAGGGUGGCGCUGAACAUCUCUAGUGCCUCGGAGGUAGGUACACAUUUAAUCAUAAUCUAAUAUUUAAAAGGUAAUUUCACGGCCUGUUUACUUCGUGCAAUCCGCCUGCCCUCACAUCGUUCCAUUCU